GGGAGGUAUUGAACUCAUGUGUCAUUGAUAUUAUGAACGUGACUGUUGAGGAUCGUUGUGGUGACACUGAGGGUGAUCUUACUAAUGUUAGUAACAUUGGGAAUAACAUUGAUACAAUGUUGGUAAUGCUAACAAUGAGAUUUGUGAUGAAACAAAGGAUGCAUUUUCAGUGUUGGGGGCUGAGCAAGGGGAUGAUUUGGAUAGGCCUGUCCCUUGCCCAGGCUCAGAAGAUUGUGCCUUGAUAAGUGCCCAGCCGUUGGCCUUGCGUAGGACUAGGCAGCUGGCUAGGACUCGUAGUUCCACGCCUCAGGCAGCACUGAAA
Molecule: messenger RNA, 322 nt
Organism: Staurois parvus
Lineage: Eukaryota; Metazoa; Chordata; Amphibia; Anura; Ranidae
Source: the annotation of a GenBank genome assembly